UCAACUGCAAAUAUCAGCAAACACAAACGUACCCAUUACAAACCGUGGCGCGCAUGUUUCUUCCAAUCUGUGGCUAAGGAUACAUUAACAUUGUCUUUACAUGUGUUUGCAUACAAUGGAAGUAAAUGGAGAACAAGAUGAAUUAAUGCUCCAUGUUGGCGACGAUUUGUUCGCUGAUACAUUUUCUGAUGAUAGUGUGUACACUUUUGUCGGUCAAGAAUUAAAGAUCAGCCAGGUGUUCAGCGCGAACCUCGGCGUGGCUGCGCCUGUUUGGGACGCUGCGCUUCAUUUAUGCCGCUAUUUUGAGGAAAACUCACUUAGCUUCGAGGGAAAGCGCAUCAUCGAGUUGGGUGCAGGGACUGGCAUUGUUGGAAUACUGGCAGCACGAUUGGGAGCGUAUGUGACCUUGACGGACCUCCCGCUCGCUGUCCCACAACUACAAAGCAACCUCUCUGCGAACAUGCCGUCGUUUGGCUGGCCUUCUGUCACUCCCUCUGUCCUUCCUCUCUCAUGGGGCCAGGACCAGCAUAGCUUUCCCUCAGACUGGGACCUGGUGCUGGGUGCAGACAUUGUGUACCUCGCUGAGACCUAUCCCCUCCUGAUGGACACACUUGUUCACCUGUGUCAGGGCGGGGCCAUGGUGUACCUGUCUUCCAAGAUGAGAGGAGAGCACGGGACACCUGGCUUCUACAGAGACACUCUGCCUCAGAGAUUUCAUGUAGAGCUGGUGCACUGUGACCCCACGCAGAACAUUAACAUCUACCGUGCUGUUCUGAGGGGGAAGCAGUGACAGGAACGAGACCCAAUUGGACUUGGAAAAGACCAACACGGUGCCUGACUGACUGUCAGUCUAGAGGGAUCCCUCUACACAUCCUUCCUGAGAAAAAUUACAUGACUAUUGCCAGAACACAUACAGUGCAUCCUUAUGGGUUAUUAAGAUCAGGGAGAAAAAGACAAAUAUUUACACACAACAUUUUGCUGCGCAGAUGCUGGAUACCAAAGAAAGUGUACCCAAAAUAGGUAUGAAUGUUUGGACGAUCUAGUAACAGAUUAAAAUAUACUUUAGGGGGCAGAAAAAGCAAAAGGGGUUUAAUUACUUUGAAUAUAUUGUUUAUACCAUAGGCUUAAAUACCUUUUUUAGUCAACAUCGACAGAUUUUGCCCCCAGUCCCCCUCCCUUCGUCUGUGUGUACUUCAUCCCCUCACUCUCCUGUUCUCUGCUGAUGUACAGGGUUUUUUGUUCACAAAAGAAAAGCCUGUUUGUUCCGCUGAAGAGUUUCAAAGAAAGAGAGCCCGGCUGUCCUCCCUCCAUCUCUCCCAGUGCUGUGGCUAACCUGACAAAAGCAACAGAUCCCUAUCUGUUUUCACCAUCUGCUCUCCACCAGUGGUCCACAGGGUCCCCACACCAGUAACCAGCACUCAUUGUGUUUUUAAUAACCUUUUGACUAACAUUGAUAUAGAUCUAAAUUGUUACAAUGCCCAGUGCGAUUUGGACAAAAAUUAACAUCUGGUGCAGCACGAAAUAUUAUAUGCAUUACUUUACAAUGCCAGCUGUGCCUUCAACCAUUUUCUAAUUGAAAAACAACAUAGCUUUUUGAGACGCAACACAUAAGACAACGUUUAUACAGAAAACCCCAUAUAAUUUAACUUAUCUCUCAGAGAAAAUGACGCAAACUACAGACAGUGAGCAUAGUUGGCUUUACCAAUCCCGCUAAAGGAAGUAAAACCAAUACCAAGAGAUGGAGGCUGGGAUGGAUUGUGGCAGUUAGAAAAGUUAAUAUACUAGAAGGCAUCCAGCAACAGAAUAGAACGUAUGAGUCUAAUCAAUCAUCUUAAACUGACAAGUUGUUUGUUAGUAAGCAGUGGUGUGUUGUGUACACAGGUAGGCUACACACUAUAUACCCACCUUGGGGUAUACACACCUUGUCUAUCAUGAACUAUUACCAGUUUGCUAAAAUCUGUUAAAUCCUUUCCAGAGCUCCAUAAUUGAAUUUGGUGUUGGGGUCAAUUUUUGAUUGGACCAUCGACAUUGUCGACACCUUAUCACAACAGAUUUUCCGCUCAUUGAGGAAAGAGGAUUUAGAAUUAACUUUUCAAGCUGGUUUCGUGGACACCGAUUUUGCCUAGUCCUGGACAAAAAAACCUCAAAAGUCAAUGGAGGUUCCAAUUGAGCUUGAUUUUUUUUCCCAUUGAGCUGGAUAUUUUUAGUCUAGAUCAAGACUAAAUCUGUUUCUGCAAAACCAGCCUUUAGAGGUGAGUCAGAUACCUUAAAAGUGUAGGCAUAUGAUAUGAAUUAAUAACCGCAGUUUAGGGUGUUAAAAGUGUUGGAAGUUUUUUCAAAUUUUUAGCACACAUUAGCCUUCACUUAAAUAAUGAAGAAUAUGCACACUUCCAGUCAGAUGUAAAAUUAUUUAAUAGUUGAGCUAUCUGUCAAAUGACCUUCCUCAGAAAAAGACAUGGUUAUUUUCCUGAAAUCUCAACUAUUAAAGACAUUUGGAAUAAUGUGCCUUCAUAUCACCUCUUUGGUGAAACUUGCACUCAUGUGGGUUUAGAGAUUUUAAACUAAAUGGUGACUCGUCAAAAGUUGUUUCAAAAUGUUUUACUCAACAUGCAAAUAAAAAAAGCAAUACAAGGA
This is a messenger RNA of Esox lucius (northern pike), 2634 nucleotides long. It is a transcript of the gene eef1akmt3, whose product is annotated as EEF1A lysine methyltransferase 3. Gene Ontology annotation, molecular function: protein-lysine N-methyltransferase activity. The transcript is spliced from 3 exons. The record is from RefSeq and is a predicted model, not a curated record. Gene Ontology annotation, biological process: peptidyl-lysine methylation. NCBI's taxonomy places the organism in Eukaryota, Metazoa, Chordata, Actinopteri, Esociformes, Esocidae. Gene Ontology annotation, cellular component: cytosol; cytoplasm. The coding region runs from base 101 to 790 and encodes 229 amino acids.